UGCUUCACAAGAUUACCAUCAUAUAUAUCAGUUAUUACCAGGACACAAAAUAGCCGAUAACGGAUUUGGAACCGAUGAUGAACAAUGACACACGGUUAUAGCAGCUAGCAAGAGAAGAGAACCAUUUGCCGCACUGUACAUAGCCUGGCGAGGUGGUUGUACGUACGUACUCUUGGCAGGUGAGGUUCCUUGGAGUGGUGUUAAAGCCUGCACAGGUGGAUGGGCAGCAAAUGGAGCUCCUCGUCCUCGUGCGACAGACAAAGGAGGAGAGCUUCUCCCUCUCUCUCUCUCUUUCUCUCUAGCUGCCCGACUCAUGAAUGAUCGAUCAGCAGCGAAAAAUGGGCCUGGCGGUGAAGCGCGUCUUCCUCCUCGUGCUCCUCCUGCUCAGCUUCGAGGUCCUGGAGGGGGCUCUCCUCCGCCUCGUGACCCACGAGGUCAGUGCCGUGGCAGUGACCCGUGAUGCCGGUCCUGGGUUCGUCUCCAGGUUCAGGAUGCUGCUGGCAGGACUGGACCGUCAUGGGUCGCGACACCCACACCGGAGACAUCGAAAGGGUUCUGCACCUGCAGCUCCAGCACCUGCACCGGCACCGGCACCGGCACCGGCACCGGCACCGGCACCGGCUCCAGCACCGGUUCAGGUUCAGGAAGGAAGAGCUGCUCCGACUCCGACUCCCGCUCCUCCUCCUCCUCCUCCCCACGAGAGCCAUAGACUAAGAAACCCCAGCCACAUUGCCCCAGUGAGGAGCGUGGCGCGCAGGCUGGGAGGUGGAGGUCACGCCAGGCUCCCCACAGCUGCCGUCGUCGCCCUGGCUGUUGCCGGAGCGUGUCUGCUUCUCCUCGGAGUUGCAAUGGCGGCAGCAGCAGCAGCAGCGUCACUCAGGCGAUCGAGGAAGCUCCACAAAAAGCCCUUCAAGCUGUUCUCUCAUGGAUCGAGAGCUCACAGGCCAACUUGUGUCACCGUCAAGGUUAGCUCGCAUCCUAGUGCAGAUCUGCUUUGCCCGGCCUCUGCUGUACAGUCCCAGGACUACCCAUCCCUCAAGGAAUCUACAGAGUCUAAGACCUUACCUGUUCUUCCCACUCCAUCAAUAAGUGCAGAGCUGAUCAUAGGCGAAUACGCUCUGAAAACCAGCACCAACUUGCAGUCUGAUGAAGCUGCUGAUGACUCCUUCCGCUCGUUGCCCUCUUCUCAUUCAUCAGGUGCCUCCAUUACGGAGUCGCCACUGCAAAUCUGUGAUAAACCUAUCACAGAUCCGUCUCCGCCCGAUUCACCUUCUAGCUCAUCGUACCGAUCACUGUCACCAGACUGUAGAUCUCCUUUCUGCCCAAAGACCACUUUCACAGCUCCUAGUGCCAUUUGCCAUCUUCCAGAAAACCAAAACGAGGAGAAAACUGCAACGGCUACUGACAACUCAGGACAUCCUGAAGCUCUAAAGGUCGAGCAGGCCAAUGCAAAGAUCAGGUAUCUACCGUCAGGAUGUAAUUCCAAUUCCUGUGCUUCAGAGGCCACACCCUCCGAAACAAAUCCAGCGUCCAGGGUUUCAAAUACAGACGUCAAUUUAGAUCCAAAGGAAUCGAUGCGGAACGAAGCAAAGUCCAAAGCGCCCGGAGCAACAAGUACGCCCAAAACACCACCACCCCCUCCACCGCCAACCAAGCCUACUUCAAGUCUUAAUAAAGGCCAGAGCUCUGGCCAGCCUCCGUUGCCACCUCCACUGCCGGUUCAGUUACAAGUCGGCACAGAUGGGUUACCCCUUCCAAGGCUGAAACCUCUGCACUGGGACAAAGUAAGGGCAGCUCCAAACCGCUCAAUGGUGUGGAAUGACAUUAAGUCCAAUUCCUUUGCGUUUGAAUUUGAUGAACAGAUGAUCGAGUCAUUGUUUGCAUACAACUUUCAAGGGCAAACAAAAAACGAGGACCCCAAGAGCAAGAUUCUAGCUACCAGCAAACAUGUCAUCGAGCACCACAAGCUUCAAAAUACUACCAUACUCUUGAAGACCUUAAACGCUAGCACUGAACAAGUCUGCAGCUCUAUAACGGAAGGUGCUGGACUGUCCACCCAACAACUGGAAGCGCUGGUCAAGAUGAGACCGUCCGAGGAAGAGGAGAAGAAGCUACUUGAUUAUGGCGGGGAUACCAACAUGUUGGAUCCAGCAGAGAACUUUGUCAAGGUGCUGCUGACAAUACCGAUGUCAUUUCCAAGAAUUGAGGCGAUGCUGUACAAGGAAACUUUUGACGACGAAGUUGCCCAUCUCAGGAUGUCCUUUGCACUGAUUAGAGGAGCCUGCAGCGAGCUCAGGUCGAGCAAAUUGUUUCUAAGAUUACUUGAAGCGGUACUCAAGACUGGAAACAGAAUGAAUGUUGGAACUAUAAGAGGAGGGGCAAAUGCUUUCAGACUUGACGCACUGCUGAAGCUGUCAGAUAUACGUGGAGCUGACGGGAAGACAACCCUCCUGCACUUUGUCGUCCAAGAGAUGGAGCGAUCGCAGGGAUCAAAGGCUUCAGAUAAGCCCAGUGGAACUUCUGGAUCUUGUCAAGCCACACUGGCAGAAAGAGAAGGGUGUUCGGAAAUGGGAACAGAAUUUGUUUCAGAGUUAAGUAAUGAGCUUGGCAAUGUCAAGAAGGUAGCAAGUAUAGAUUUAGAUACCUUGAAAAGUUCAAUCUCGAAUCUAUCACGUGGACUGGCUCGAUUGAUAAGGCUUGUCGGGAAGGACCUUACCUGCAAUGACAGGAACCAGAAUUUCCUGCAGUGCAUGAGAUCAUUCCAAACUCAUGCAGAGAAUACCAUGCUGGAACUCAAGGUUGACGAAGCUGAGGUCCUACAGCAGGUCAGAGAACUCACAGAGUAUUAUCAUGGAGAGGUUGGCAAGAACGAGUGCAACCUCCUCCAUAUAUUUGUCAUCAUGAGGGAUUUUCUCGGUUUGCUAGAUAGGGUGUGCCGAGAAAUGAGGGGUUCAAAGCACAUGCAACCUCUGAACAUAGUGCUUCCACUCAGGUGAAUACGUUCAUGAUCAGACUUCACAUUAACCAGUUGGACAUUAACAAAUUAACAUUUUUGUGGAACUGUGUGUAUAGUUAUUGGCUUAAUGAUGGGUUUGUAUCAGUUAUGGAGAGUUUGUACACAUGCAGAAUUGUAUUAGGAUGAUGAUGUGUUUUGGUUGCAUGGUUUUCAAUUCAUUGAAUAUACUCACAAGUCACAACUUAAUGCUGACCAUGUUAUUGUUC
This is a messenger RNA of Zea mays, 3222 nucleotides long. RefSeq lists its product as uncharacterized. Gene Ontology annotation, molecular function: actin filament binding. The record is from RefSeq and is a predicted model, not a curated record. NCBI's taxonomy places the organism in Eukaryota, Viridiplantae, Streptophyta, Magnoliopsida, Poales, Poaceae. Gene Ontology annotation, biological process: actin nucleation; actin cytoskeleton organization. Bases 318 to 2996 code for a protein of 892 amino acids. The transcript has 4 exons.